GCAGCAGUGCUAGGAGAGCCCCUCUCAUCUCCCAGAAUAAACUCGGAAGCCAGAGGCUAUGUGGACCUGAAUCAUCUGGGAGGUUGUCAGAGGAGCGGGUGUGACUUCCCAGGUCAGGCAAGCAGGCUAUAUAAGCUCCAGAGGGCCGGGCCUGUUCAGAUCUCUUCCACCAGCCACUGCCUGCCAGAGAGGCGCCUGUGGAGAGCCACACUCCAACUGCACUCACCAUGUCCCAGGCUCACAUUCAGGAAGCCCCCAUCAAGAAGAAGCGUCCCCCUGUGAAGGAGGAGGACCUGAAGGGGGCCCGAGGAAACCUGGCCAAGAACCAGGAAAUCAAGUCCAAGACCUACCAGGUCAUGCGGGAGUGUGAGCAAGCUGGCUCAGCCGCCCCUUCAGUGUUCAGCCGCACCCGCACAGGCACAGAGACUGUCUUCGAGAAGCCCAAAGAAGGACCUGCCAAGAGUGUCUUUGGCUGAACAGUGCAUGCCACACCCCUUGCCACCCGAGCCCCAGAUACAGGAGCCUUUCCCAAGAACUCUUUUUUUUUUUUUUUUUGAGACAGAGUCUCAUUCCGUCACCCUGGGUAGAGUGCUAAGGUAUCAUAGCUCACAGCAGCUUCAAACUCUUGGGCUCCUGAGUAGCUGGGACUACAGUUGCCUGCCACCAUACCCAGCUAGUUUUUCUAUUUUUAGUAGAGACGGGGUUUCGCUCUUGCUCAGGCUGGUCUCGAACUCCUGAGCUCAGGCAAUACACCCACCUUGGCCUCCCAGAGUGCAAAGAUUAUAGGCGUGAGCCACCUCACCCGCCAAGAAGUCUUUUUUUAAUGCCACAAUACCUCUUCCCCUGCUGUCUGUAGGGCUGGUGCCCUCCCCUGGGCCCCGGCCCUUCAGCCAGCGGCUCCACACCAGCACCUUGAAAGCAUCAAUAAAGAGGAUGCCCAGGUGGCCCCAGCC
Molecule: messenger RNA, 953 nt
Organism: Nycticebus coucang (slow loris)
Lineage: Eukaryota; Metazoa; Chordata; Mammalia; Primates; Lorisidae
Gene: MUSTN1
Product: musculoskeletal, embryonic nuclear protein 1
Exons: 3
Coding region: 228-476 (82 amino acids)
Biological process (GO): chondrocyte proliferation; tissue regeneration; chondrocyte differentiation
Cellular component (GO): nucleus
Source: RefSeq, a predicted model, not a curated record